Pistacia vera is the source of this 924-nucleotide messenger RNA. RefSeq names its product sodium-dependent phosphate transport protein 2B-like. The transcript is spliced from 8 exons. The coding region runs from base 448 to 762 and encodes 104 amino acids. NCBI's taxonomy places the organism in Eukaryota, Viridiplantae, Streptophyta, Magnoliopsida, Sapindales, Anacardiaceae. The record is from RefSeq and is a predicted model, not a curated record.
UACUCAAGAUGGGUUGGGCAGAAAUGCUCCUGUACAUAGCAUACAUGGUUCUUUACUUGCAGUUGGGGAGCUCUUGAGGAAUACUGGUGAGCUCAUGAUGUCAUGGUAUAGAGAAGUUGCUGAAAUUGUACUCUGGUACUUAGAGCACCGGGAUCAGCUUGUUCGCCUUAGUAUAACUUCCCUGCUACCUCGCAUUGCUCAUUUCUUGUGCAACCAAUUUGUUACAAACUAUUUAAAGAUAUGCAUGAAUCACAUUCUUACAGUUCUACGAGUUCCAGCUGAACAUGACAUUGGAUUCAUUGCUCUUGGGGAGAUGGCUGGUGCUUUGGGAGGGGAACUCAUCCACUAUUUGCCAACAAUUACAUCUCACUUACGUGAAGCAAUUGCUCCAUGUAGAGGCAACCCCUGCUUGAGGCUUUGGCUUGUGUUGGAAAUAUUACAAAAGCAAUGGGUCUUGUAAUGGAAGUUCCUCUUGUGGAUGGUCUCUUGGAUGCUGAGGCAUACUGCUGCGGAUGGAAUGUCAAGACUUGCUGGCUUUGUUGUUGCCUUCCAGUUUGUUGUGUGAAAUGUUGCUACUAUUGUUCUUGUUCUGUUGCUGAAGAAUCAGAGCCAAAAAAGAAAUGCUGCACGUGCAAGAAAUCCAAGAAGCCAGUGAAGAAAGAGAAGGUUGACGAUGAGAUAUCGCAAAGAGGAAUUGGAGAAGACAUUCAAUCAAAUGGAUCAAAAGGAGAACAGGCUGGGGAAGGUGGAGAAGAAAUCUGAGGCAAAGAGAGAAGAGUGCUCAAUAACUCGUAAAAUGAAUUGUGGGAAAUGCAAAUAAUGAGAAAUGCAAGAAGGUCCAUCAAUUACUCAUCAGUUUCAAGUGCAAUUUGUUAUUCUGUUUGUAUUAAUUAUCACUUAAUCGGAAGCUUAAUUUGAUUCACU